GCAUCGAAAAGAAAUGCGCAGACAAGCAUACAGCCCAGACUUGAAAACAGAGAUGUGCCGGAGCGAACAGUCACAUCUGCACUGGUAUGGACGGGAAACCUCCACGUUAAACACUUCAGAACGACCAGAAAGUCAAGCAGAGCAAAUGCGACGUCCCAUUGAAAACUCCCACUGUGCCCCCAGCGACAGAGGCACCCCCGUGAUUUCUGAGGUCCCUGAUGAAGCAGCGCACAGAAAAACUAGCGAGUGUGUGGAUGACGAAAGUGAGGAAGCACAACAACUCUUCGACGCGCGUUCAUGUCCCGACACACCCGAGGCCUGCUCCGCCCGGAAGAAAAAGACACGGACCGUGUUCAGCAGAAGCCAAGUCUUCCAACUGGAGUCAACCUUCGACAUGAAGAGAUACCUGAGCAGUUCUGAGCGCGCAGGCCUUGCUGCCUCUUUACACCUGACCGAGACGCAGGUGAAAAUCUGGUUCCAGAACCGCCGAAAUAAAUGGAAAAGACAACUGGCCGCAGAGUUAGAGGCUGCUAACUUUAACCACAGCUCCCAACGGAUCGUACGGGUGCCCAUCCUGUACCAUGAUAAAACUACACCCAUGUCGACAAUCAGUUUCAACGUGUCCCAGGUCUCGCCACCAAUCAUGGGCUUCUCGAAUUCCGUUAACUAUCCAUUGGCAUCCUUUGCGCAUUCAAUGAAUUUGUUGACAUCGCAAAUGACAGGACUCGUCUGA
Messenger RNA from Triplophysa dalaica, 733 nucleotides. It is a transcript of the gene hmx1, whose product is annotated as H6 family homeobox 1. The transcript is spliced from 2 exons. Gene Ontology annotation, biological process: negative regulation of DNA-templated transcription; regulation of transcription by RNA polymerase II. The record is from RefSeq and is a predicted model, not a curated record. Gene Ontology annotation, cellular component: nucleus. Gene Ontology annotation, molecular function: RNA polymerase II transcription regulatory region sequence-specific DNA binding; DNA-binding transcription factor activity, RNA polymerase II-specific. Bases 14 to 733 code for a protein of 239 amino acids. NCBI's taxonomy places the organism in Eukaryota, Metazoa, Chordata, Actinopteri, Cypriniformes, Nemacheilidae.